Messenger RNA from Exophiala viscosa, 1224 nucleotides. RefSeq names its product epoxide hydrolase. Gene Ontology annotation, molecular function: epoxide hydrolase activity. The record is from RefSeq and is a predicted model, not a curated record. Gene Ontology annotation, biological process: epoxide metabolic process. The transcript is spliced from 2 exons. NCBI's taxonomy places the organism in Eukaryota, Fungi, Ascomycota, Eurotiomycetes, Chaetothyriales, Herpotrichiellaceae. The coding region runs from base 1 to 1224 and encodes 407 amino acids.
AUGGAAAUUAGUCCCUUCACAAUCGACGUGCCCGAAGAAGAAGUAGCUCGCCUCAAGAGAAAAUUGCAGGAUACCAGAGUGCCGACGCAUCCAAUUGUUCCUGGAGCAGGCGGAGACUACGGUCCACCAAUUCAAUGGUUCCACCGGCUAUACACCAAAUGGCUUCACGAUUUUGACUGGAGCACUGUGCAACAACAUCUCAAUCGGCAUCAGCACUGCAUAGGCGGAAUUGAAGACAAAGGCCGCACACUACGUGUUCAUUUCACGCACACGAAAUCGCCAAAAACCAACGCAGUACCCCUGAUACUGGUGCACGGCUGGCCCGGGUCAUUCCACGAAUUUGAUCGUGUCGUCGACUCCUUGGUCAAUCCACCCAACGCCACGGAUCCCGCUUUCCACGUCGUCGUGCCCAGUCUACCUGGUUUCUGCUGGUCCUCUGGUCCUCCAGUCCGUGGUUGGACCAUGCAGGAUACCGCACGAGUCUUCAACAAGCUCAUGAUCCAGCUUGGAUACUCAAGCUACGCAGUCCAGGCAGGUGACUGGGGCUCCUUCGUCGCACGAGAAAUGGGCUCCAAGUACCCUGCGUGCAAAGCCGUCCACCUCAACUUCUGCCCCGUUGCGUUCGGAGACGAUAUCACAGAUUUGACUGUCCGAGAGCAGAAAGUCAAGGAACGAUACAACGACUGGGAUGACAACCACCUCGGCUAUGCGGUGACCAUGCGCUCCCGACCACAUACCAUUGGUGUCGCACUGAACGACAACCCUGUCGGCAUCCUCGCAUGGGUAGGCGAGAAGUACGAGGAGGCCGUCGCUCCAGGGAAUCUCAACAAUGAUGACUGGGACCAGGCAAUCCUAGUGACUUGCUCGCUCUACUUUUUUAGUGGCUGCCUGAUGACUUCGCAGUUGCCGUACUUUGAGAACGUGAAACACGCGGGUUUUGGAGAGUACUUUCUGCGCGAAGAGAAUUAUAUCAAAGUGCCAUUCGGGUAUACUUCAUACCUUUACGAUACGAGGCCCGGCACUGAGCGGACGGUGAAGCCUACAGGUCGGAUGGUAUACUACAGAGAAGUUGAUGAUGGCGGGCAUUUUGCGGCACUCGAGCGGCCCGACGUCUUUGUCGAGGACUGUCGAGACUUCUUCGGCGAGUGGUAUAAGCCUUCUCUGAUCCAACAUUCACAGAGUCACAGUGGCCAGGUACACGGGGGAUUAGCACUAGGUCUAUGA